This is a messenger RNA of Aplysia californica (California sea hare), 3501 nucleotides long. RefSeq names its product CD151 antigen. Gene Ontology annotation, cellular component: membrane. The coding region runs from base 1192 to 2130 and encodes 312 amino acids. Lineage: Eukaryota; Metazoa; Mollusca; Gastropoda; Aplysiida; Aplysiidae. The transcript is spliced from 9 exons. The record is from RefSeq and is a predicted model, not a curated record.
ACUAAAAAGUUAUAGCUGUUUAUUAUGUGCCAUUAGUGUUUGAAUGGGUUUAUUAAUUCAUUCUUCUUCCAAAAACAAGUGUGGUCAGCAGCCAUGAACUGUGUUUGUUUUUUGUUUGUUGUAUUUUGCCAGCACUUGGUAUAAUAACAGCGUGUAUUAGAGCCUUGACUAUGAUUUAUGCGCCGUAUUUGAAAUAUAAAUUAUUGUAGGCUACAAUUAAUUAAUGAAGCGCAUGCCCAGGGAGUGGGCACAGGCCUAAUUAAGUGAUUAAUAAUUUUGUUAGAUCUGAAUUUAAUUUUCUCGGAAUCAUUAAAUUGAUUAAUAAAUAAAUAGCCAAAAUAAAUAAAUAAACAAAAAUAAACAAAUAAAUAAAUACAUAAUAAUUUUAAAAAAUCUAGCCUCAACUUGUGUUUUAGUGGUCAGGCUGGUAAAAAAACUCUUCGUCUCCCGAGGGAAAACUCAUUAAACAAAUUGUACUUGAGCGUAGCGAUAGAGUAAUUACGUACGGCAUGACUCUCAAGGAUAAAAAAAUUUCAACGUUUUUAGGUUAUUGCAAUAUGUUCUUCACAGAUGGACCUAUACAAGGAAAGAAAUAAACUCUUUGUUAGAACUGUUUUGCACUCAACAAUUUAAAUCCAUCCAGUUGAAGCAUGAUUCAACGAAAUGCGUGAAUGCACGAAACAACGAAGGACCUGAGCCAUAGACUUAUAUAAUAUACUAGGCUAGAUUGUGCACAGUUAGAGUUGUGCUCUCUGUGAAACUUCGCAGAGAAGCGUGUUUCAUGGGUGUGCAAAUAAAGAGAAAAGCACAAUUUUCUGUAAUGUAUGAAUAUUGGAGUGCUCAACAGUACAAUUCCCCUUGAAUUAGCUUCGAUUUGAGUAAAGCAGCGCAGUCCGUAGUGUGCUAAAACAAAAUUAGAGUGUACAAUCUAGGAUGUUAUGACAAAUCUAUGACCUUUUGCACGGUGAAUUGUUGCCACUGGUCUGAGGCUUGCGGUCGCGAAGGUCAGAAACCGGAAGUGGAAAAACAUUCUGAACUACUUUGUACUUUGUUUAUAAAUGGCCGCCAAAGUCAGCGGUGGCCAUUUGUUUUGACUAGAAACUAAUUCUAUUUUUUCUUCAUGGAGGUGAAUUUCAUUUAGAAUCUAGGUCUAGAACUCGAAAUAUUGCACAGUGGAAAGUUACUUUUGGGAUGCGCUUAACGAGAAAGUUCUUGCAGAGUGUCAGUGUCAUCAGUACAGACUCCAGUAUGUCGUAUGAACUUUAUGACCUAGAUGACAAUGCCAAGACCUUGAAUCCUCAGGUCGUCCGAGGGAUUCGCUUUGCUUUGCUCAGUUUCUUGGCGAUUGUGAUGAUUGGAGCAAUAGCUAUCCUUGGCAUUGGGAUAUGGACACUGGAAGCCGAAUAUGGUAACAAGCAAGUGUCUGAGCUUAUCAGUGCACAGCUGUACAAAGUGGACUCGUACCUUUUGAUCAUCGGAGGCAGUGCCAUCAUCAUGAUCACAAUUGUCGGCAUACUCGGAGUCAUGAAAGAGUACCGGUGUCUUCUUGGCUUACACUUGGGCCUGCUGGCUUUCAUGUCUGUGAUGCUUUUUGUGGCUGGAGUUCUGGGUUAUGUCCUAGUCAGUGAGUUGGAGGACAAGGUGCGUGACAAAAUGGAACAGGUUAUUGUCAACAACUAUGGAGUGGACCUGGAUAAGAGUGGCUCAAACCGAGUCAUCACCAAUGCCUGGGAUGAAGUACAGCAGGCUUUCAAGUGUUGUGGUGUUUAUGGAGACAAGGACUCCACCAAGUCAUGGUACAUAUACCAGUCCAGCGAGUGGUUUGACAAAGGACUGAACAAUGGAAGUUAUGUCCCCGACAGUUGCUGCCUGGGCACGACCAACUUGGCACUGUGUACAGGGAGCGUUAACAAUCCUGGCUACCCGCCACGACAACCUCCGCCUGUCAAGGGAAACUCUAGCACCUGGGGCUACACACUGUACACAAGGGGCUGCUUUGACGUUUUGGAUCCAUAUCUCCACCGCACUGGCAUCACAAUUGGUACCACAGCAAUUGUGGUUGGCCUCUUCAUGCUUGUGGAACUGGUCUUGUCCAUCUGCCUGUACAGAACCCUACCAGAGAAGACGUGAGCGAAACAGAGCAGAGUUUGGUCAUUGUGGACCUCCUCAGUAACUUAACAAUUUGAAACUGGAAUUGUCAGAAGUUCAGCAGUGCUGUACUCGAUACUUUGUGGUGACUGCGAAUGUCUGUGAGGAUGAGUUUUCUGCUUGAUUGUGGGAAGAUGAGUGUGUUUCAUCAAGUAUCUGCUGAUUUUGUAUGAUUUGUUAAUUUAUUCACAUUGUGUGUAUGCAAUCAACAUUUUUUUCUGGGAGUGUUAAUAUGAAUUUAUCAUUCAUGUAUGUUGUUUGCAGCCAAAUACUCUCAUAACAGUAUUUUUCCUGCAGCCAGUCAAGAAGGGAUAUAGUGAGAAAAAAUUAGUUUUUCACAUUUUCCUGUAGAAUUUGAGUUAUCUUAAGGUUUGGAUUUUUAACUGUCCUUUUUAAAGCCUGUUUUCUGUAUUGACUAUAUUUGUGCUCAGUUACUUCUGACAUUGACACACAAACUUUACAGUUUGAAGACAGUUUAUUUAAAAAUAGUUUUGUUCUAAUUUGUGUUUUUCUGAUUAUUUGCUUGCAAUUAGACAUUUUUAAAAUUGCUAGUUUCUUUUUGACCGUUUAAAUUUGGAAGCUAGGUUUUACUUAUCUUUCAUUUUGUCCUCUUGCUUUGCAUAGAUUCAUGGCUUUUUUAUAAGAGGAUUCCUUUACAACUCAAUUUUUUGUGCUUUGUUAUACGAACGACAAAGCGUUUGCAAACAUUUUAGCUACUCUUUCUGCAGUAGGGGCUGUUACAUCAGUUCAGGCGAUAAUGUUCACGCUGUUUUGGAUGAAAGUUCAAUCUGUGUCCUGAGAUGAUGGUGCCUGUGUAGGCCGGUACAUGCCUGGAAAUGUAGGCUGUAGCGUGUUCUACGAAAUCAUAAAAGUACACUCCACAACACAAAGGCAAGAAUUGUGCCACUGAAAUGUUUUUCCUAUGCAGCUACUUGGAUUGAAAUGUUGAUUUCGAAAAAAUAAAUGCUCUUCGUAUGGUAAAACUAGUUAAUGGUACUUCUGCUCUGUCAGUACUUCUGCUCUUUCCUUGCCCUUCUGUUUUUCUCUGUAAUAUGGGACUUACUGAAUUACUUUAAGUUUCUUCAGCUUAAUCAGAUGAAAUACUUUUUAAUUAGAAAUAUUUUAAGUCUAGGAAAUGUGAUGGCAAAGUCUAUUUUUUAAUGAUAAUGAAUAACAUUUUAGAAGAAGAUGCGUAUACUAUAUAUAUCAUAUUUUUGGAUUGCUAUUUUGUAUUUAAUUUAACUAACACAAUGUGUAAGUGAAAUGAUAUAUGCUGUUGACUUAUCUCGACUUUGCUCCUAUCUGUGAUCUCAAUGUUAACAAUUAUGAAUAAGUUUUUUUUCAGAAAACAUU